Molecule: messenger RNA, 1970 nt
Organism: Oryza sativa Japonica Group (Japanese rice)
Lineage: Eukaryota; Viridiplantae; Streptophyta; Magnoliopsida; Poales; Poaceae
Product: NAC domain-containing protein 43
Biological process (GO): regulation of DNA-templated transcription
Molecular function (GO): DNA binding
Source: RefSeq, a predicted model, not a curated record
UAUAUAUCGAUCUCCUCCUCUCUAAUUUCUUUCGUCCAUCCUUCUCCCAAUCAAGCAUCCAUCCAUCCUCCCCAACUAUAUAUAAACCCCACACCUUUCCCUCGCCACCGCCCUCGAUCGUCUUCUUCCUCCUCCUCUCAAUCUCUUCUUCCUUCUCCUGCAGCCGCCAUUUCUAGCUAGCUAUACGAUCGAUCUAUACAUAUAUAUCAGAAGGAAGGAAGAGGCUAAUUAAGCUAGCUGUUGCUAGAGCUAGCAAGAGCGAGGAGAUUGAGCAGCUAGGUAGGUAGCAAGAAGGAGAAGAAGAAGAAGAUCAUCAAUGAGCAUCUCGGUGAACGGGCAGUCGUGCGUGCCGCCGGGGUUCCGGUUCCACCCGACGGAGGAGGAGCUGCUCAACUACUACCUCCGCAAGAAGGUCGCCUCCGAGCAGAUCGACCUCGACGUCAUCCGCGACGUCGACCUCAACAAGCUCGAGCCAUGGGACAUCCAAGAGAGGUGUAAGAUUGGGUCAGGGCCGCAGAACGACUGGUACUUCUUCAGCCACAAGGACAAGAAGUACCCGACGGGGACGAGGACGAACAGGGCGACGGCGGCCGGGUUCUGGAAGGCCACCGGCCGCGACAAGGCCAUCUACAACGCCGUCCACCGCAUUGGCAUGCGCAAGACGCUCGUCUUCUACAAGGGCCGCGCCCCCCACGGCCAGAAGUCCGACUGGAUCAUGCACGAGUACCGCCUCGACGACCCCGCCACCGACACCGCCGCCGCCACACCCACGGUUACUUCUGCUGCUGCUGCGGCGGCGGCGAUGGCGGCGGCGGCGGACGGCGGGCAGGAGGAUGGCUGGGUGGUGUGCAGGGUGUUCAAGAAGAAGCACCACCACAAGGAGGCCGGCGGCGGCGGCGGCAAGCACGGCGGCGACGGCAGCGCCGGCGCCAAGGCGGCGCACGCUUACUCCUCCAGCGACGACGCGCUCGACCAGAUCCUGCAGUACAUGGGCAGGUCGUGCAAGCAGGAGCACGAGCUCCCCUCGCCGCAGGCCAGCGGCGGCGGCGGCGCCGGCGCAGGGAGCAGGCCGGCGUCGAGGUACCUCCGGCCAAUCGACACCGUGCUCGGCGGCCAUGGCUUCAUGAAGCUGCCGCCGCUCGAGAGCCCGUCGGCCGCCACGGCGCUCUCCUCCACUCCGAGCACCGGCGGCGACGCGGCCUCCUCGGCCGCCGCCGCCGCCGCCGACCACCUGCUGCUCCACCACCACCACCGCACGGACUGGGCCAUGAUGGACCGCCUCGUCGCGUCGCACCUCAACGGCGCCAACUCCGACGCGCCCGACGACCAGCUCUGCUUCGACGCCGCCGACGACGACGGCCUCGCCUACUACUCCGCCGCCGCCACGAGGCUGCUCGGCGGUGCCAACGCCGGCACCGACGACGACCUGUGGAGCUUCGCGCGGUCGGCUGCGCCGCCACCGCCGCCGCCGCCGCCGUCGUCGGCCACGCCAGAGCGUCUCAGCCACGUGGCACUGUAACACAUGAUUCGUAGCUGUACGUACACGUACACGUAUACGUACACGUCAGGCUACGUACGCUCGAGCUGCCACCCUAGCUGCUAGUACAGUAAUUACAGAGACAAGACAAGUAAGAAGAAAAUUGUAAGUGAAAAAAAAAAUAAAAGCAAGAGAGAGAGAGAGAGAGAGAUCCACCAUGAAUGAUACUGAUAGAGAGACAUCAUUCGAUCGAUAUAUUUCAAAGGUGAUUAGCAAAGAUCGAGUGAUUAAUUAAUUAGUGAGUGAGACACUGAGAAAAGAAAGAAAGAAAAGAAAGAAAAAUUAAGGAGCCAAAAGAGAGGAGGAGAAAAAAGAAGAAGAAGAGAGAUUAAAGGCAAAGCGAGUAGUAAGUUAGGGUGGCACUGUCAAACAUGUCUGCAUCCAAUGUUUAAUUAAUUAAUUAACCCUACUACCUGUCCAGGACAGAAAAAUA